Molecule: messenger RNA, 2275 nt
Organism: Python bivittatus (Burmese python)
Lineage: Eukaryota; Metazoa; Chordata; Lepidosauria; Squamata; Pythonidae
Product: phospholipid phosphatase 3-like
Biological process (GO): phospholipid dephosphorylation; phospholipid metabolic process; signal transduction
Cellular component (GO): plasma membrane
Molecular function (GO): phosphatidate phosphatase activity
Source: RefSeq, a predicted model, not a curated record
CGAGGGGCUUACGCGCAAGUGCACGUGCGAUCCAAUUCGAUCAUUCUAUGACGUGAAUUGGAUCGCAGCCGUCUCGCGACUUCCUUUCCCGCUCGGGGUCUCCGGCAACUCAGCCGAGCAGAAGGGAGGGUGGAGCGGGCGCCUCAGGGAGGGAAAGGGAAGGAACCGACGAAGGGCCAGCAGCGACCGAGUUGAGCCGAGCCGAGAUUCAGCCCCACCGGGAAAGACAGACCAGGAUAAGAUUACGCCCUCUUGCUUCCCGUCCUAGCUCUGGAAACGCCAACCGGGACGGCGUGGCUUGAAGGAGAAAGCGAGGACGCCAGGGGCUAAGGAACCAGAUCCAGAGGGCAAGCUGACCUGAACAGAUCAUGCAAAACGAUCGCUCUGAAUUCCUUCAUAAUCUGGCCCAGCAGCCUUUACAGUGGCGUAGUGAACACAGAGAGGUCCGGGUGACUGUGCGGAGCUCCAGAAUCCAACCCAGUGACUUUGCUCCUCCACGAGCGUUGCUGAGGAAGACCUUGGUGGCCGUGGAUAUUGUGUGUUUACUUGUGGCCUCCAUCCCAUUCUUCAUCUGUGAAGUUGGCCUCAUUUCUCCAGUGCGCCGUGGCUUCUUCUGCAAUGACAGCAGCAUCAGCUACCCGCUGCAGCAUUCUGAGACCAUCACUGACACCGUGCUCAUUUCAGCAGGCACCCUGAUCCCCUUCCUAGCAAUCACUGUAGGCGAAACCUUCCAUGUGCACACUCUGCCUCACAGUUCACGCUCUAUAAUCUCCAAUCCUUACGUGGCUGCCCUCUAUAAAGAAAUCGGGGCCUUCCUUUUUGGCUGCAGCGUGGGCCAAUCACUCACUAACAUGGCAAAAGUUUCUGUGGGUCGGCUCCGUCCACAUUUUCUGACUGUCUGUCGGCCUAAUUUCACUCUCACCAGCUGCUCUGUUGGAUACAUGGAGGACUAUCUUUGCACUGGAAGCCACGCUAAGGAGAAGGAGGCCAGAAAAUCCUUUUACUCUGGCCAUGCCUCCUUUGCCAUGUAUACCAUGAUGUAUUUGGUGUUCUACCUGCAGGCCCGAUUCACCUGGCGAGGUGCUCGACUGCUGCGCCCGCUGGUCCAGUUUGUGUUACUGAUGUUGGCCAUGUACACAGGACUGACUCGCAUCUCGGACUAUCAGCACCAUCCCUCUGAUGUGAUUGUGGGACUGCUCCAAGGAGCGCUUGUAGCCUACUGGGUGGCCUUCUAUAUUUCCAGCAUGUUUCACUGCAAGCAGCAGCCUCAUCCUGUGCCUUCAAGCAUCUUGGACAGUCCCAGCUCAGACCAUCACACUGACUGCUAGGGAAGGCUGAAAGACAGGUAGAGACUGUCUCUGCUUUGUCAGCUGCAGGACCUUAACCCAUUCAGCCACUCACUGGGCAUUCACUGCUGUACGGACUGCAUAGGCACACUGGGACCGUCACUGCCAGCUUGGGGCUCCUUGGAAGCUCUUGAUCAUUGCUGUACCAACAGCCACUGCUGCAUCAAUUGCUGGAAGCACCAGGAGGAAGAGCAAGUGGUGCCCUACUGGAGGUAGCUGAGGGCACCUCUACUCCAGCACUAAAGAUCUCACCUUCCUCCAGGCGUUAAAUAGGGCAGCCUGAUUUUCAUCGGGAUUGGAAAACAUUAGACCAGUCCUCACUUCUUUUUGAGCUUCUCUCCCAUUGGAAAACACCAUGUCCACAUCACCACUGCCUGUUGGGCUUUCGUUUAAAACACAAAAAAUCCACUUUUUAAAGAUGGUAUUAUUCAGGAAGAGUCGCCCUUCCUCUUCACCGAUAUUGAGAUGAUCUCAUCCCUGAAGUAUUCAAUGCACUCAGAUUAUGUUGCUUGGAGAAGGAUGAUAACUGUGGAAUAUUUAGUACCUGUUGUUCUAGUGAUGCAUUUCUGCUGCUUGAAAGGCAAUUGUAUGUCUUGCAGAAAUGUACACAUAGAAGGAAUUAAUCACAAAUUCUGAAAGAAUAGAUGGGAGGAGAGUACCUAAAUUAGCCAUUCCCAGUUGGCAUAAUUACCAAUUGGCAUCUUCUAAUUAUGUUGGGAUAGCAUCUCCCAGCUAUGUGGCCAAAGCUUAGCUAAAAAGUUCAAGGAGUUACAGACCCAACCUAUCUGAUGGGUGCUAAAUUGAAGAAAACUGGUGUAAAAAAAUCAUGAAAGACCUGAUUAGAACUUCUUAUCCUCUAAGCCUGACCUCUUGUACCCCCUAUAAUGUGAAAGGUAUUUUUGUAAUAAAUGGUACUGACAAUCAUCUAA